AUGCCAACGGAGAGCGAAGAGUUUCUUAUUUGUUGCGACGAAGGAGAAAUAGAAACCAUUUUACUAGCAAUUCACAACUUUUUCCUCAGUUGGAUCGGAACGAAUAUCAAAUACGAAUUGAAAGGCGGUUACUAUAUACCAAGAGUGACAAGCAUAACAAGCAGUCAGAUUUUUCUUAUGGACAAUCGGACAGCGGCAUCACAGUUGGCAUCGUUUUUAAGUUACUCUCCAGUUCUAGAAUUCCUUAUUUUAAUUGUACCGAAAGACUCGAAGACUGAAGAAGUUCCAGGACUUGCAGAGACGAAAGUUUUGUAUUAUUGGGCUGGUGACAAGGCAGACAUUCUUCUGGCUAAUUUCAAAGGAAGAGAGUUAUACGUAUACUACGGAGAACUAAGCGAUUCUGCAGUAAUUAAGUUUUUGAAUGACUGGAAAUCGAGUAAUGGAUAUCGAAAUUUGAAGUUUGUCUAUAUGUUUGUUGAUGAAUCAUUCGAAUUACAUCCUGAUGUAAUCAUGAGUCAAUGCAGUUUCAAAACUUUCGAUUCAAUGAAAAAGUUUCCAGUUUAUCAUUACCUAGAAAGAUACGAGAUUCACCCCAUCAUGUUCCGUUCUUUUAAAUUCUCCAGUCAAUACUAUAUAGUGAGGGAAUCAGAUGGAUACGUGGCUUCGUUCAAAGUUCAAUCGAAUUCAAUGUUUUUCACAGCCUGGAAUAUGAACGAGAAAGAUUUUCAGGAGAAGCAUGCGAAUAAUAUGUUUCAAUGA
Caenorhabditis remanei is the source of this 759-nucleotide messenger RNA. RefSeq lists its product as uncharacterized. The coding region runs from base 1 to 759 and encodes 252 amino acids. Lineage: Eukaryota; Metazoa; Nematoda; Chromadorea; Rhabditida; Rhabditidae. The record is from RefSeq and is a predicted model, not a curated record. The transcript is spliced from 2 exons.